CAGUUUUUUCUUCUUUUCUUUUUUUGUAACAUGAGCUUAAUCAAACCAAGUGAGUACAAUCUCACAGCAGCUGUCUAAACAGUUACUAUAGUCUUUGGCAAGAAUUUCCCUGAUUAAUUUGUAGUCUCUUAGUUCAGCCUAUCUAGCUCGGGUCUUUGCUGGAUGUUGUGGAGACAGCAGCGUCCUCUCGUGCUCUGCUGUUUCAACAGACCCUGUGAAUUUAACUCAGUAAAGUAAACAGUGCAGGGCUGCACAGUAAAAAGGACUGGAACAAAACCCAAGCAUAUUUUCUCAGGAAGAAGUGACGACUGUAGCUCAAAAAGGAUCAUUCCAAGCUGCAAAAGCAGCCUGUAUCUUCCUGCCAAAUACUGGCUGAGAAUCUGUGGAAACUGAAUACAUUCAGGAAAACUGGCAUGUUAGUACAGUUUCCAGGACUCCUGAUAAGUAGAACCUGCUUUUCAUAUACAUACAGUAUUGCAUUCAUGUUAAACUGCAAAGGGUCGAUCUAACAUUUGGGAUGGGAUCACAUCUGCGGCAAUCUCUCUUCCAGUGUACCACACUGACUUUUUUACUUACAGUUGCUGCCUUCUUGGAUGAAACUACAGAGAAAGUAGCUAAAUCAGAUGGAUUUUGCCACCGGAUAUUAAGAACACAGGGCCUCAGAAGAGAGGGUUUUAAUGAAUUUAGUCUGCGAGUUGAGGGAGAUUCACCAUUUUACAAACCUGGGAACAGUUAUAGAGUGACUCUCUCAACCACCAGCCCAUCCUAUUUCCGUGGAUUUACACUUAUCGCUCUGAAGGAGAACAAAGAAGGUGACAAAGAAGAGGAUUAUGCUGGCAACUUUCAGAUUCUAGAUGACGAAGAUGCACAAUUUAUGACAAAUUGCCCCCCUGCAGUCACUGAGAGCACACCAAGAAGAAGGACACGAAUACAGGUGAUGUGGACAGCGCCAGCAGCUGGCACGGGCUGUGUGAUCCUUAAAGCAAGUAUUGUGCAGCGAAGAAUAAUACACUUCCAAGAUGAGGGGUCCCUUACCAAAAAACUGUGUGAGAAAGACAGUGAAGGUGAUGGAGUAACAGAGAGACCAAUUAUGGACUGCUGUGCUUGUGGGACAGCCAAAUACAGAUUAACCUUCUAUGGAAACUGGUCUGAGAAAACCCAUCCUAAGGAUUAUCCAAGACGUGCAAACCACUGGUCUGCAAUCAUUGGUGGGUCUCAUACAAAGAAUUAUGUACUUUGGGAAUACGGAGGAUAUGCUAGUGAAGGAGUAAAACAAGUGUCAGAGUUUGGUUCGCCUGUUAAAAUGGAGGAAGAAAUUCGGCAAAAGAGUGAUGAGGUUCUAACUGUUAUCAAGGCAAAAGCACAAUGGCCUGCAUGGCAACCUCUGAAUGUGAGAGCUCCUCCAUCUGCAGAAUUUUCUGUGGACAAAGCACGUCAUCUAAUGUCAUUUUUGGCAAUGUUGGGUCCCAGCCCAGACUGGAAUGUUGGACUUUCUGCUGAAGACUUAUGCACAAAAGACUGCGGAUGGGUUCAAAAGGUAGUUCAAGACAUGAUUCCCUGGGAUGCCGGCACUGAUAGCGGCGUAACUUACGAGGCACCUAACAAACAAACCAUACCUCAAGAAAAAAUUCGACCAUUAACAAGCUUGGACCACCCUCAGAGUCCCUUCUAUGAUCCUGAAGGAGGACCUAUUAUACCUGUCGCAAGAGUUGUCCUUGAAAGAAUAGCUAGAAAGGGAGAGCAGUGCAACAUUAUACCUGAUAACGUUGAUGACAUUGUGGCAGACCUUACACUUGAAGAAAAAGAAGAAGAUGACACUCCAGAAACGUGCAUAUACUCUAACUGGUCUCCAUGGUCUGCAUGUAGCUCGUCCACCUGUGAUAAAGGCAAGAGGAUGAGGCAAAGAAUGCUGAAGGCCCAGCUCGACUUAAGUGUGCCCUGCCCCCACACACAGGAUUUUGAACCGUGCAUGGGACCAAGCUGUCACAUUGAAGAUGCAUCUACAUGUAUGAUGUCAGAAUGGAUCAGCUGGUCUCCCUGUAGUGUGUCCUGUGGAAUGGGUAUGAGAUCCAGGGAGAGGUAUGUAAAACAGUUCCCUGAAGAUGGCUCCUUGUGUCAGCUUCCUACAGAAGAAAAUGAGAAGUGCACUGUAAAUGAGGACUGCUCUCCUAGCAGUUGCAUCGUAUCAGAGUGGGGAGAGUGGGAACGGUGCAGUGCCUCAUGCGGGAUGGGCAUGAAGAAACGACAGCGAAUCAUUAUGAUGAGUCCAGCAGAUGGAUCCAUGUGCAAGACUGAGACUGCAGAGGUAGACAAAUGCAGCAUGCCAGAAUGCCAUACAAUUCCUUGCAUGUUAACUCCAUGGACAGAGUGGAGUGACUGCAGUGUAACAUGUGGAAAAGGAAUGAGAACCAGGCGGAGAAUGUUGAAAUCUUCAGCUGAUCUAGGAGACUGCAAUGAGGAACUGGAUCAGACAGAGAAAUGCAUGCUCCCAGAAUGCCCCAUGGACUGCCAGGUAACUGAAUGGUCGCAGUGGUCAGAGUGCAACAAGUCAUGUGGAAAAGGUCAUGUGAUACGCACAAGAAUGAUUAAAAUGGAGCCACAAUUUGGUGGAGCUCCAUGUCCAGAAACUGUGCAGCGCAAAAAAUGCAAACUUAGGAAAUGUUCCAGAGAUACAGGGAAGAGAAGGCGUAAAGAAGCGCUUGAGAAAAGGAGAAGUGAACAAGCAAAGGAAGAUGGUGAUGCUGAAGGUGAAGGUGAACAGUAUCCAGGGUGCAAAAUGAGGCCGUGGACUGUGUGGACCGAAUGCAGCAAAUCCUGCGGUGGUGGAACACAGGAAAGAUAUAUGACAGUGAAGAAGAGGUUUAGAAAUUCUGAAUUUACCAGCUGCAAGGACAAAAAGGAGAUUCGAGCUUGCAAUGUCAACUCUUGCUAAGAUGAGUCAAGCUGCAAAGUGCUUUACUUUUCUGAGGGCUGUGGAAUAGAAAGUCAACCUUAUUUUGAUCAGAACUAACAUUGGUUACCAGACACUUGCAAUGUUUUUUUUUGUUUUGUUUUUUUGCUUCUCAGUAAUGCUGAAACCAAAUGCAUUCUAAGCCAAUGGCUGUAUUACUAUACACUGAAGUUUUGUAUCAUAUACAUGUUUUAUUUAUGCUGCAACUGUUUAGAACUCAAGGCACCGUA
Molecule: messenger RNA, 3180 nt
Organism: Protopterus annectens (West African lungfish)
Lineage: Eukaryota; Metazoa; Chordata; Ceratodontiformes; Protopteridae
Gene: SPON1
Product: spondin 1
Exons: 16
Coding region: 518-2932 (804 amino acids)
Biological process (GO): cell adhesion
Cellular component (GO): extracellular matrix
Source: RefSeq, a predicted model, not a curated record